Erinaceus europaeus (western European hedgehog) is the source of this 7971-nucleotide messenger RNA. It is a transcript of the gene NRIP1, whose product is annotated as nuclear receptor interacting protein 1. Bases 1018 to 4503 code for a protein of 1161 amino acids. Gene Ontology annotation, molecular function: transcription coregulator activity; signaling receptor binding. Gene Ontology annotation, biological process: regulation of transcription by RNA polymerase II. Gene Ontology annotation, cellular component: nucleus. The record is from RefSeq and is a predicted model, not a curated record. NCBI's taxonomy places the organism in Eukaryota, Metazoa, Chordata, Mammalia, Eulipotyphla, Erinaceidae. The transcript has 4 exons.
CGGCCGACUCCGGGGCGCUGCUCGCGGCCGUGCUGCCCGGGGCACCCGGGGCGGCGCCGGGUUUCAGCUCCCCGCCUCUCGCCCCGGAGCCUCCCUGCUCGGUGCCUGCGGGCUCCCGAGCCAGAAAAAGUGCCAAGCAAAAGGGCCGGUGACCCAGGCCGCCCCCGCUGCCCAUCGGAUCCCCCCGACCUCGCGGGUCUGCCGGUCUCCUCCUCCCGAGGGAGGGACCCCUUGGACUGGAGGCCUCAGACCCUCCUCAUCCUCGACUCCUGAACCCCCGCCCCCCACCCAAACAACCCGAGCUCUCCUGAAGGGUGAGCCCGCGGAGGCGCUGGGUGGCCCUGGGAGCCUGUGCUUUCCUUCCCUGCGUCCCUCCCCACCGCCGCGAACACCAGGGACUGUUGAUGUCCUCCGAAGGGUUACCUGGAGCCGUGUUGCAAACCCAUUUUCCAGCCUUUCCAGAGUGGAGAGUGUUUGGAUUACGAGCUGUUUCAGAAUUCUCUGCUCCUAGGAUCCAUUAUUUUAACAUUUGGGAGAGACACGUCCAGAAGCAGCACAAAGAAAGAGGAGUCGAGACGCUGCAUCCUUACUCCACUAUUUGUGAAGUUUUCUUUAUGCCUAGUGCUCCUGUGGUGUGCUGAGACUCGAACCCAGGUCCUGACACGUGGUAAAGUGUACACUGUACCAGGAUACUGAUACUUGGCUUUUAUUCGAGAGCAAAAGCUGGAGAAACAACACAUUCACUAAGGACUUGUUCUGGUUGCCGUGUGCUAUGGGAUUCUGCUGCUUUUUGCUUGGGAGUUGAUCAGCUGUGGUCCGACUGCAUUUGCAGUCCAUCUGCCUUCCACUUCGUCAUCGCCACAAGAACCCCUCAUCGGAAUGCCACAUCCCUUGUGUCUGAUCACGAUGGGAGGUGACACACGGACACUCAGUCAUUAAAAUCGUCUCUCACUCCCAGAAGGCGGCUACUCUUCCCAGUGACUAGACACCAGGCCCUUGCGAUCACUUGUGUUGAACAUGACUCAUGGGGAAGAGCUGGGCUCUGGUGUGCACCCGGGUUCUGUCGUUCUAACGUACCUCGAAGGAUUACUGAUGCAUCAGGCAGCUGAGGGCUCAGGGACUGCCGUCGACCACAAGUCUGCUGGGAGGGAUGAAGAGGCCCAGAACUUUAACGUCUCUGACGGUGCUUUUCCCACCUGUCCGAGUCAUGGUCCGGUGCUCGGCACGUAUCAGGGCUCUGGCGUGCUGCACCUCAAGAAAGCCCGGCUGCUGCAGUCUUCCGAGGACUGGAACGCAGCAAAGUCAGACAGCAAGAGGCUCUCUGACUCCAUCGUGAAUUUAAACGUGAAGAAGGAGGCUUUGCUGGCUGGCAUGGUUGACAGUAUGCCCAAAGGCAAACAGGACAGCACAUUACUGGCCUCUCUGCUCCAGUCCUUCAGCUCCAGGCUUCAGACCGUUGCUCUGUCGCAGCAGAUCAGGCAGAGCCUCAAGGAGCAGGGAUAUGCCCUCGGGCACGAUUCUUUAAAAGUGGAGAAGGAUUUAAGGUGCUACGGUGUGGCAUCGAGCCAUCUGAAGACGUUGCUGAAGAAGAGUAAGACGAAAGAUCAGCAGCCUGCCCCUGAUCUUCCCGACGUGGCUCAGAACCUGGGCCGAGACAGGUUCGUGGAGUCGCCCCACCACGUGGGCCAGGGCGGCGCCAAGGCGGUGAGCGAACCCCUGUCUUGCGCCGCGCGGCUGCAGGCGGUGGCCAGCCUGGUGGAGAAGAGGGCCAGCCCCGCCACCUCCCCCAAGCCGAGUGUCGCCUGCAGCCAGUUAGCGCUGCUCCUUUCCAGCGAGGCCCAUUUGCAGCAGUAUUCGCGGGAACACGCUUUCAAAACCCAAAACGCGAACCAGGCGGCAAGUGAAAGGCUGGCGGCCAUGGCCAGGCUGCAGGAGAACGGCCAGAAGGAGGCCGGCGGUGCGCAGCUCUCCAAAGGAGGCCCGUCCGGCCAUCUCAAUGGCCAGGCAAGAACGCCAGGCAAAGCCACGGCUGGCAAAAGUGCAGCCUUUCAAAACCCAAUGGGUCUGGGCCCUUCUUCCCCCAAAACUGCAGGUUAUAAGAACUCUCUGGAGAGGAACAAUCUCAAACAAGCUGCUAGUAAUAGUUUGCUCUUACAUCUUCUGAAAAGCCAGACCAUUCCCAAGCCGAUGAACGGACAUCAUCAGAGUGAGAAAGGAAGCAUUUUUGAGGAUAGCAGUACGCCCACCACCGUCGACGAGUAUUCAGACAACAACCCGAGCUUUACAGAUGAGAGCAGCGGCGACGAAAGCUCUUACUCCAACUGUGUCCCCAUCGACCUGUCCUGCAAGCAUCGUGUUGAAAAGCCUGAGCCUGCCCGGCCCGUGUCUCUGGAUAACUUCACUCAGUCCUUGCUCAACACCUGGGAUCCGAAAAUCCCUGAUGUGGAUGUCAAGGAAGAUCACGAGCCCUCGAAGAAUCCUAAGCUGAACUCACACCAGAAAGUCACCCUUCUCCAGCUGCUACUCGGCCACAAGAACGAAGAGAACGCCGAAAGGAACGGCAGCCCUCAGGAAGCACACGGAGACGGCCCCGCGGCGCGGUGUGCCCCGCAGAAUCACGCACGGACUUCUGUGAUCGAAAGCCCCAGCGCCAACAGGACUCCUGCGGGGAGCACUCCACCGCUCACGGCGCCCGCCGGUGCCGAGUCUCCCAUCAACCUCUCCCAGCACUCUCUGGUCAUCAGGUGGAACCCCCCUGCGUACGCCUGUGGCACUCAGGCCGAAAGACCCGCCAACACCACACCCAGUCACCCGAUGAUGGACCUGACGAAGAGCAGAGAGCCCCCGGGAGAGAAAGCGGUCCAGCACGAAGGGGGGGCGCAAAACUCCGCGACUUUCAGCGCCAGCAAACUGUUACAGAAUCUAGCGCAGUGCGGUGUGAUGCAGUCUGCCGCUUCAGGGGAAGAGCAGAGACUCGGGAAACAGCUGCUGAGUGUCAACGCAGAGAAACCCCUGGCCGGGAUGGAUAGAUUGCAUGGUCCUCUGGUCGCACACAAGACAAAUGCGGUGGAAGAAAAGAAAGCCUUUAGUACUCAAGCAGCAGACCCUGAGCCCGGACUUGGUGGUUCUGAAAUAGAAAAUCUGCUGGAGAGACGCACUGUUCUCCAGUUACUGCUGGGAAGCCCUAACAAAGGGAAGGGGGAGAAGAAAGAGAAGAUCCCUCUGCGAGAUGAAAGUCCUCAGGAACAGGCAGACAGAGCCCUAAGUGAACAAAUCCUCAUGGUCAAAAUAAAAGCCGAGCCUUGCGAUGACUUACACGCCCAUAAUGCGAGUGUGCCCUUGAGCCAUGAAGCUAAGGGUCCCCCCUUCCUGGGUGUGACCUCCACCGUGCAGAGAAAUGCAGCCGCCUUACCGGCAUCUGAGGACUUUAAAUCAGAGCCUGUUUUGCCUCAGGACUUCUCUUUCUCCAAGAAUGGUCUCCUGAGCCGACUGCUGAGACAGAAUCAAGAGAGUUAUCUAAGCGACGAUCUGGAUCCCGGCCCCAGAAAUAGUGAACUGACACUUCUAGAAUCAAAGAACCUUUGCAUGGCCCCUAAGAAAAGGAAGCUUUAUACUGAGCCACUGGAAAAUCCAUUUAAAAAAAUGAAAAAUAACGCAGUGGAUGCUGCCAGCAGUCACAGUGUUCCAGAGACUCUGUAUGGAUCUGUCCUUAACCAGCCAGAGCUGAAAGUUAGCAGAAACGACCUUGAAUUUAAACAGCCCGCCAGUCACGUCGCGGCCAACGAGAGUGAACAUAGGAGCUGGGCCAAAGAGAGCAAAAGCUUCAAUGUUCUAAAGCAGUUGCUUCUCUCAGAAAACUGUGUGAGAGAUUUGUCGCAGCCCAGGAGUAACUCCGCUGUCGAGAAUAAAAAGAAAGGGCACAAAAAUCCUGUGACCAAUAGCAAACCUGAGUUCAGCCUUUCUUCUUUGAAUGGUCUGGUGUACGGUUCCACACAGCCCCACGGCUGCACGGAUAACCGGACAUUUCCCUACCCGGGAGUGGUGAAAACUCCUGUGACCCCCCAGUUCUCUGAACACCUGGGCUGCCUGGGCUCUAGAGCCGAGUCUGGGCUUUUGAAGGGGUGCUCCAUGUCCAGCGAGAAGGGGCCCAUCAAGUGGGUUAUCACCGAUGGUGAUAAGAACGAGUAUGAGAAAGACUCUCCAAGACUCACCAAAACAAACCCAAUACUGUAUUACAUGCUCCAGAAAGGAGGUAGUUCUGUUACCGCCAGGGAAGCACAGGACAGGGACGUUUGGAGGGAACCCUCAGCUGCUGAAAGCAUAGCACAGAUGGGCGUCAAAGAAGAAUUACUUCCUGCUGGAGAAACUAAGGCUUCUUUCUUUAACGCCAGAACCCCUUACAGUAACCAUCUGGGAAACAAUGCCUCUCGCCCCCAUGGUGCGAAUGGAGAGGUCUAUGGACUUUUGGGCAACAUGCUCACAAUAAAAAAGGAAGCAGAAUGAAGUGGACCUGCCAUCCAGCUCUGGAUUUUUUUUUUUUCUUUUUAUGAAAAAACUAAUUAGUACGAACUUGAGAUCUGUAUAAAUAAGAGCAUGAUUUGAGUAGAGCAUGGUAUAAUUGAAACUUUCUUCUUUUUUUUUUUUUUCAUUUUGAAAAGUCUUGGUUACUGGUGAUGUUUAAAUAUGCAUACUACUCUUCGCUUUCUGUUAGAUGUCAUGAGGAAGCUACUGAACUAACUAUUGGUUGUUUGACACUUCUGUAUGCUUUGGACAACUGUGAGUUAGCGUAUGAAUGAAAUUCUUUAUGAUCACAAGUAGGCAGAAAUGAAAAUGCCACUCUCCAUCCAUAAGUGGCUUAAUGUGUUUUGCUGCCUCUACUAGGGUUCUUUAUUUUGCUUCACAGAAAACCACACACACAACACAUUUUUCAGAAAUCCAAAUCAAUAAAUGCCUUUCAAGGAUUCAGUUAUUGAAUUUAAAAAAAAAAAAAAAAAAAAACUUGUGCUGAUUCACUAAUCAUCCAACUAAACAAUAAAUUAAGGGGAAAUAUGCUAAAAUUUUCACUUUUGCUAAAAAAAAAAAAAGUUUAUUAAGUUUAUUUUUAAUUCUUGGAAGGGGUUUUGUGGUUUCCAAUAUAUCUGCUCCUCCCCAGACCUUUUCAAUAAAUGUUUCUUCAAACCUUGUACUACUUGGUAAAAAUUGAUUAUACCUAAUGGAAGUUUGAUAAAUCCUUUAAAAAAAAAAAAAGGCAAAUUUCCAUUUUUAUAUUUUAUCGACUUUACUAAUAUUCCUCCUUUUACAGAAUUAAGAGAGUUAAUGUUUAUCUUUAGGUGGUUUCCUGAAAAGCUGAAUAUUUAAGAAGUUGUUUUUAAAAGAAGCAAAACUGCUUCUCUUUGGAUGGUUUUCACCAUUUCGUAUAAAAGCUUCUCACCACUUCUGUAGUACCUGUCAGUCAUAGAACCAGGGUUUCUUAAAACCGGACUAAGACCUCCUGUGUUAGAGUCACUGCGAGCACUUGUUGAAAAUGCAGAUUCCUAGGCAAUACCUCAGACCUACCCAACAAGAAUUUUUGUUAAGCAGGUGACAUCUGCGUCUUAACACACUCCCUAGGUGUUUCUUCUGCACAUUAGGGCUUCAGACUCAUUGCACAUGACUUUUCUCAUAACACAAAACUGAAAAGAAAGAAAAAUAAAUAAAUAAAACCUUACGUGAUGCCUGUACUUCCCCAAUAUAGUCAUACAUACAAACUCAAGAAUUUGCAGUAUCGUCGUUCAUAUAAUUACCGUUAUGUCUUUCGAAUUCGGGUUCAGAAUACUUUUUAUGACACAAACAUUGGGUGGUGGGGACAACUUUCCUAUCUGGCUGAACAUCUCAGGAAAAUCUGAUCAUGUGUUCUAAGGAGUAACAUCACUUAUUAGCCUUAGGGAUGGAAUAACAGGGCCACAUAACCAACAAACUCAGGUGAUUCCAGGAUGGUUUGGCAACUUCUCCUGAAUACAUCCUCAACUUCUACUAAAACCAUUGUCCUAGUAAGAGCAGCGCUGACAAAGAUGAAAACACUUACUUCAAACCCAAGAGAGGCACUACACUCAGAUCAACUAAGGGCACAUAGCCAAAGCAGAACUGUACACAGUCACUCCAUUGGAAUCUAUUAUUUAAAAAAUAGUGAUUAAAAAUAAAUAUUGAUAUUAUCUUGGAAGAAUUUGAUAUUUUAUUGAGCAAGUUUUAAUCUUAGAACAACCCCAUGGUUUUGAGUUUACUUUUUAUAAUCCACAGCUAGUUAACUUUUAAUUGUGAGCCAGGUUAGCAACCAACCUAUCAAAAAGUUAUAUAAACAACUAUUAGGGGGGAAAAAAAUCUAUUUGAAGUUGUUUCUAAGAUUUUUAUAUGGAAAUUGGAUGUUACUUCUUAAAACCUCUAAAUGGUUAUUUUUUUCCCUCAGUUAUUUCUAUACUAGAUAGAUUAUAGGUGUAAUCAUCAAGAGUGAAUAUAGUGUUACGUCACGGAGGAGUGAAAGUAUGUACUUACUCUGAAGUUAAAAUUUUACUGACCAAUGAGUAUUCCAUCCCAUUUCUACUCUAUGACAUUCUUACCGUCUAUUCUAUAUAUGACAAAGCUUUUAAAAGACUUUGUUUUCUUGUCACUGAGAAAGUUUGGAACCCUAGAGCUGUGCUAGAACAAAUGUUGGUAUUGACCCAUGGUGAAGGGAAAAUAAGAGUUUUCAUAUUUAAAAAAAAAAAAAAAAGUGCCAUGGAGUCCAGUGUUGUUAUUUUUAUUUCUGUUGUUUGUUGGUUGUUUUUAUUGUCAGCAAUUAAAGGAGUAAUGAUAUGUCCUACAUAAAUGAGUAUGGCUGCCAAGAAUGCUGAUCUGAUUUACUAAAGAAUGCCCUGAGUAUGGGUUUAGGAGGAUUUUUAAAGAAAGGUGGUGAGAGAGAGAGAGAGAGAGUGUGUGCGCACACACACACACACACACACACACACACAGUUUUGUUCAUGCGUAUGGAGCUAGCAAGAAUACACAUCCUCAAGGACUGUCUUAGAUAUCUAGACAAUUUCUUCCUUAUGAAGUCAUUUGAAAGGGUACUGCAGCACUCACUGACAUCAGCCAGGUAGUAUUGGCUGUUUAUUCUCCACUGCAUCUUACAAGAGAAUGAGCUGGUGAGAGUAUAUAUUUUACAUAUAUAUAUAUAAUGUGUGUGUAUAUAUAUAUAUAUAUUGACUUGUUACAUGGAGAUGUUAAAAUCAGUUUUUAAAGGUGAUGUAAAUAGUGAUUUCCUUAAUGAAAAAAAUUACAUAUUUUGUAUUGUUCUAAUGCAACAGAAAAGCCUUUGAAUUCUUUUGGUUUCUGUAUAUUUCUUGUAUAAGUGUAAAUAUAAUCAGACAGGUCUAAAAACUGUGCAUGUGUGUAUACAGCGGCAAGUCUGGACAAAUGUGUAGAAUAAACCUUUUUAUUUAAGUUGUGAUUAUCUGCUGCAUGAGGAGUGCAUGGGGGACCCUGUGCAUCUAUCUGCAUUUGGCAAAAUGUCUUAGAUCAGAUCAGAUAUCCAUCCCAACACGACAGCAUUCCAUUUCUGGACAUGACCUUACGUGAUUUAAGCUUCGUGAGAGAAUGUGCUUUGAAUCCAAGGGUCUUAAAACUUUUUAAAACCAAGUCAACCACUUUUCGACAUAAAGAGUUCACACAGUUACUUCCAUGAACUUUUCAUCCCACCGGAAACAUAGCGCUAUGCCAGGAGUGUUCCAGCUAUGGGAUACAGGCUUUUCACCACUCACGGUGUGGAUUCUGGGCUUGACACAACCAAUUUUGAUGCAAUCUUAUCAGUAAUAUAAUUUGUCCUUUUUAUUAGAAAUUUAAUUUCUUCAUGUGAUGUCAUGAAACUGUACAUACUGCAGUGUGGAUUUUUGUUUUUUUAAUCUUUUAGUGUUUAUUUCCUGCAGUGAAUUUGAAUAAAUGAAAAAAAAAUACAUUGUC